AGCCCGUUUUUCUUGGUCGCUACCAAAAACUGACUAAAGAACGAAAGACCACCUGGAUGGCGGAAAUCACCGGCGGCGGCCGCGGCGUAGGGGGUCAGGGAGGUCGCCGGACGGUGAGCCUGCUGGCGAGCGCGGCGAAACGGAAGGACGGAUUCGUGCAGCUGCUCUUGAUGUCGGGCGUCCUCAUGAUGAGCCUGCGGUCCCUGAGCCAGAAGCACCGUGUUCGCGACCUCGCCGAAGAUGCCGCCCAGCUCCGCCGCGAGCAGGAGCAGAUCUCCCUCCGAGUGCGCGACCUCCAGGACUCGCUCCACCGCGAGUCCAGCGCCGACGCAUCGGGCGCGCUCGCUUCCCACCUCCGCCGCAUCUUCGCCGCUCACCCGGCCACCCCGGUCGCCCCUGCCGCCGCCACCGACGACAAGUAGCUCGUUCUCCUCGGAGAUCUUCCCUCAGUUCCAUUUCGAUGAUGUUGCAAUCGCUUGUGUAUUAUCGAGAUCUUUGCGCGCAGCGUAGGUAUGUACGUCGCGAACCAUAGCUCUGCAGGCGACGUGUUCGUCGUAAUGCCCCGGAGGCCCUGCUGGGUUGAGUCGAACGUACGAGUAAUUUUUCUUAAUCUACUUACCUCGUGUGACAUUGCUGCUACGCUUGGAUCGAUCAACUUUGGUUUUGCCUUAACAUUUGACAAUUUAUUGAGCUGCUUUGUUGCAUU
Molecule: messenger RNA, 706 nt
Organism: Brachypodium distachyon (stiff brome)
Lineage: Eukaryota; Viridiplantae; Streptophyta; Magnoliopsida; Poales; Poaceae
Exons: 1
Coding region: 57-422 (121 amino acids)
Source: RefSeq, a predicted model, not a curated record